AUGUUUAUUUCAAUCUUCACUGCCUCUACGGCACUCCUCUCACUCGCAAGUCUCGCACAAGCUGUACCACAGUUCGGAAUAUCCUCAUCCGCAGUAUCAACAACGACAGCAAUAGCCCCAUCUGGCUCCCAACCUGCAACAUUGACGAGUACAGUAGCAUGCAACAACUCACCCGACCUCUGCAAUCGAAAUUACAACAAUAUAACACAUAUGGGAGCACACGAUGUUGCGUUUCUGAGGGAUAGUAGCACGGGGUUUUCGACGUCAGGAAAUACAUUCUACAACGCAACGGUGGCCUUGUCAGCAGGUAUAAGGUUACUGCAAGCACAAGUUCAUGAUUCGAACGGUACUCUACAGCUAUGCCAUAGUUCUUGCUCCCUGCUGGAUGGUGGAACCUUGGAGAGCUGGCUAUCGAAGAUCAAGAUAUGGAUGGAUGCCAACCCCAACGAGGUCGUCUCCAUUAUCCUCGUCAACUCGGACAGCUUCAAAGUUUCAGAAUUCGGUACUGUCUUCCAAGCCUCCGGCAUCUCCACCUACGGAUAUACGCCUGCAUCAAGGUCUGCCAUGGCAACCUGGCCAACCCUCCAGACCCUCAUAACCGCGAACACCCGUCUAGUAACAUACAUCACCAACAUCGACUACGACACAACCUUUCCCUAUCUCCUCCCCGAGUUCACAUACAUGUUUGAAACCCACUUCGAGGUGACAUCCUCCACAGGAUUCAACUGCACCGUCGACCGCCCUUCAUCGCUCUCUUCCGGCACAGGAGCCUCUGCCAUCUCCUCCGGCUACAUGUCCCUCAUGAACCACUUCCAGUACGACGAGAUGGCAUUUGGCAUCACCAUACCAGCCAUCUCAGCCAUCGAGACGACGAACUCGCCUGCUACGAACACAACCGGAGCACUGGGCACUCACGCUGUGCAGUGCAACUCCGAGUGGGGAAACAAACCUACCUUCGUGCUGGUGGAUUUCUUCAAUGUCGGACCUGCAGUUAGGGUUGCGGAUACAUUGAAUGGAAUUACACCUACAGGACGGAUCUCCCUGAGCACGGCGCAGUUGACUGCUGCCACAAGUGCGGGGGCAAGGCCAGAAUCGGGGAGCUGGUUUGGUGUUGCUGCUUUGGCGAUGGGUGUGGUUGCUGUCGGCAACUUUGUCUGGUUGUAG
Cadophora gregata is the source of this 1164-nucleotide messenger RNA. RefSeq lists its product as uncharacterized. Gene Ontology annotation, biological process: lipid metabolic process. The record is from RefSeq and is a predicted model, not a curated record. NCBI's taxonomy places the organism in Eukaryota, Fungi, Ascomycota, Leotiomycetes, Helotiales, Ploettnerulaceae. Gene Ontology annotation, molecular function: phosphoric diester hydrolase activity. The transcript has a single exon. The coding region runs from base 1 to 1164 and encodes 387 amino acids.